Molecule: messenger RNA, 1206 nt
Organism: Melitaea cinxia (Glanville fritillary)
Lineage: Eukaryota; Metazoa; Arthropoda; Insecta; Lepidoptera; Nymphalidae
Product: glucose-1-phosphatase-like
Exons: 1
Coding region: 1-1059 (352 amino acids)
Biological process (GO): dephosphorylation
Cellular component (GO): outer membrane-bounded periplasmic space
Molecular function (GO): sugar-phosphatase activity
Source: RefSeq, a predicted model, not a curated record
AUGACAUCGAAACCUUGGCCUCAAUUUAACGAAACUUGUGGAUAUUUGACAAAAAAAGGUUUUUUGUUAGAAGGAUAUAUGGGUAAAUAUUUCUCGCAAUGGCUGUAUAAAGAAGAUGUUUUGUCUAAGAAAUGUCCACUGGAAGAAGAAUUUUAUGUAUAUGCAAAUGCAAUUCAAAGAACUUUGUUUUCAGCUAAAGCUUUUGUUAAUAGUGCAUUUCCAAACUGUAACAUAACAGUACAUCAUGUAGAUAAAGACAAACCAGACCCUAUUUUCAGUCCAUACAUUCAUAAUUCCUCUGCCAUUUUUAAAAAAAUUGCCCUAGACGAAAUGAAAAAUGUUUUAAAUAAAUUAAAAUUAGAUCUGUCUUACAAAAUUAUGGAAGAUAUCCUCGACUAUAAAAAUUCGGAUUUUUGUAAAUUAAAUAACAAUUGUAAUAUGGCUGCCGAUGAAAAUAAAUUAGAUAUAACCGUUGGUAAAAAGCCAAAAUUAUCGGGACCUUUAAAAAUUUGUAACGAAGCAGUUGAUGAAUUUAUGAUGGCAUAUUAUGAUGGAUUUCCUAUGACAGAAGUUGCUUGGGGUAGAUUAAAUGAUACAGAACAAUGGCGACCUAUUUUAGACCUUACCGCAAGUUACCAUAACGUCACUUUUAACACAACUCACGUUGCAAACGAUUUAGCAAGACCGCUAAUACAAUACAUGGCUGAUAAAUUCAUAAAUAAAACAUCAAAAAUAAUUUUAUUAAUGGGUCAUGAUGCAAAUAUAAAUGUUUUCUUAAAGGCAAUGUCUUUUAAGUUUUACAGUUUAGAAGAUAGCUUUGUUUCUACACCCAUUGGGGGGAAAAUUGUUUUUCAGAAAUGGUACAAUGAAAAUUUAAACAAAUAUUAUCUUAAAAUUAAUUAUGUCUAUCAAAGUGAUGAGCAACUUAGGGAGGGUCAUGCGCUGUCACUUAAAAACCCCCCAAAAUCUACUUUGUUAGAAUUAAAAUAUUGUAAAGUUGAUGAAAAUGGUUUUUGUCCGUGGGAUGAGUUCAUUGAAUUCUUAAAUUCUCUGAUUUAAAACAUUAAAAUUUAGUCAUAUUUUUUUAAACAUUGUACCUACAGAGUAGACUAUUGGAAACAAGCUUAUGUAUGUACAUCAUUUAUGUAUAUCAAUCCACUGUUACCUAAGUUGCUUACCUUAGGAACAGAUGGACUGUCUGUGUAU